AUGAUGGCAAUCCUUAAAUCUGAAUGGAAUUUAACUUCAUCCCAGACUUCUAACAUUGGGUCAUCCUAUUUGUUAGGAAUAGUGUUAGGGAACAUACUUUCUGCUUUUCUUGUCGAUAAAAUUGGUAGAAAAACGACUUUUGCAUUUUCUACAGCAAUUAGUACGUUUUUAUGUUUUAAAAUAAGUUUUACUAAAGCAUAUAUAGAAAUGAUCCUUUUAAGAUUGUUCUUUGGAAUGAUAUUCGGGAUAACCUAUCAAUUAGGGUUCAUAAUCCUCUCAGAAAUAACUGAAGCGAAAUUUCGAGGCCGAUUUAGCAUGUCUCUUUCACUUCUAUUUGUUUUGGGGAAAAUAUUCUUGAUAAUUCUUUGCUUUGCAUUUUUAGACAGUUUUGAAGCUGGGAACUGGGAAGGUUUAAUGCUUUUUAAUGUAGUGCCAUUGAGUAUUGCCUCAGUGCUUUCAUUUUUAUUUUUAAAAGAAACUAUCAGAUAUUAAUUGAACUAAGGAAAGUUUGAUUAGGCAUUCAAAGAAAUAGAAACCAUUUUAGAAGAAAAUGGAAGGGAGGAACACCUAUUAGAUGAAGAAGAAGUAACCUAUAAAAAAAUAUUAUUAUAGAAAAAAGGGUUAUAAAAUUGGUAAGAAAAACAAAAAGCUGAAUUUCAAGAAUAGCAAUUGCACAAAUAUGGGAUAUUCUCUUCUGAAUACAGAACAAUUACCCUUUUACUCUGGCUAAUCUUUAUCUUGGCUAACUUCUAAAGCAUGACUAUUUAUCUUUUGAUGCCAUUUUUGUUAGCCCGUAAAAAUUCAGGGUUUAGUUCUAUGCUAAUUUUGUUUAGUUUUGAAUUCUGCUUCUCAAUCAUCAUCUAUUAUUUUAUUGACAAUCCUCAUUAUGGCAAUAGGAUAAAAAUAAUCGCUUAUUCAGGAUUUGCUUUAUUAUUAUCCAACGUUUUACUCUACAUAUAUUAAGAAUCAUUUCUCUAUGUUGGUUUGUUUAUUAUUAAAAUUGCAACAAGAGGGUUGUUUUCAACUAUUAGCAUUUUAGCUUGUGAAAGUUACCCUUUGUAUCUAAGGUCAUAAGGGUGUGGAAUAGCAUAGGCAGUAGGCAAAAUAGGGGUGAUCCCUUCUCCAUAUUUGUUGGUUCCUUUACUAUUCUUUGAUCCAUAUUUGCCUUUUUUAUUGAUGGCUUUAUUGUCAGUUUUAAUUUUGAUGUUUGCUUGUGUUUUUGAUAAAGAUAAAACACUCAAGCACUUAGAAACUUUAAAAGAUGAAUGA
Paramecium octaurelia is the source of this 1269-nucleotide messenger RNA. The record is from the annotation of a GenBank genome assembly. NCBI's taxonomy places the organism in Eukaryota, Ciliophora, Oligohymenophorea, Peniculida, Parameciidae.